Molecule: messenger RNA, 1934 nt
Organism: Coccidioides immitis RS
Lineage: Eukaryota; Fungi; Ascomycota; Eurotiomycetes; Onygenales; Onygenaceae
Product: kynureninase
Exons: 4
Coding region: 176-1612 (478 amino acids)
Biological process (GO): NAD+ biosynthetic process
Cellular component (GO): cytoplasm
Molecular function (GO): pyridoxal phosphate binding; kynureninase activity
Source: RefSeq, a predicted model, not a curated record
CUAUGUUCUGCGACCGUCACCGUAUAUAUCCUCGCGCUCAGAGGGGAAGGAUAAGUAGCAGAUAUCUAUCCAUCGCCUCCUGAACGAGUUAAUUCCUCUGUCCUGCUAAAUCUAUCAGCAAGAAGAGAAAUCUUCCGUACUUAAGCUGGUUGUCUAUAAUAACAAAAAGGAAAACAUGGUCGACAGUUCGAAAGCCCCUCUUCCUUUCAGAGACAGUGCUCUUUCAUUCAAGAGGGAGUACGCAGAGUCUCUAGAUGCUCAGGAUCCGCUUCGCGAAUUUAGGAAUCAGUUCAUCAUUCCCUCAAAAGCAGAUCUAAAAAGAAAAUCCCUUGCCGUUGCCGAAGGAGAAAGCCCAUCUUCAGAUUGCAUAUACCUUUGUGGAAAUUCCCUUGGCCUUCAACCGAAAAAUGCUCGCAUGUACAUUGAUCGAUUUUUACAAACAUGGGCGACCAAGGCCGUUCUCGGACACUUCACUAAGCUCGAAGACUCCCCUUUCCCUCCGUACAUGGACUACGAUGAUGUUACGUCGAAGCUGAUGGCUCAGGUCGUGGGAGCGCUUCCGAGCGAAGUGGCCGUUAUGAGCACGUUGACAGGCAAUUUGCACCUUCUUAUGGCGAGCUUUUACCGCCCGACAAAGGAGAAGUAUAAGAUUAUUCUUGAAGGGAAGGCUUUCCCUAGUGAUCAUUAUGCCGUGGAGUCUCAAAUUCGGCAUCAUGGUUUCGACCCGAAAGAUGCUAUGGUGCUAAUCGAGCCGAAGGACCUUAAAGAGCCUGUCCUUCCGACAGAAAGGAUACUGAAAACCAUCGACGAGCAUGCAUCCAGCACUGCUCUCAUCUUACUCCCCGGCAUCCAGUAUUACAGCGGCCAGUAUCUUGAUAUUCCAACUAUUACAGCCCAUGCGCACUCUAAGGGCCUACUUAUAGGAUGGGACUGUGCACAUGCUGCUGGAAAUGUUGAAUUGAAGCUCCACGAUUGGGAUGUGGACUUUGCCGCUUGGUGUACGUAUAAAUACGUGAAUUCAGGCCCUGGUUCCAUGGGAGCUCUGUUCGUGCAUGAAAAACACGGCCAAGUCAACCUGGAGAAUAAAGAAGAUCCAUACAGACAUCGCCUAACGGGCUGGUGGGGCGGGGAUAAGAGCCUGAGAUUUCUCAUGGAUAAUAAUUUUGUUCCUCGCCCUGGUGCGGCUGGAUUCCAACUUUCGAACCCUUCGGUCCUUGAUAUGACUGCUGUACUCUCUUCUCUCGACAUUUUCGACAAGGCUACUAUGCCUGCGCUUCGAAAGAAGUCCCUUGAGUUAACUGCAUAUCUGGAACAUUUACUCCUCAACUCCCCGGAGGGUGUCCGACCCAGCGACGAUCCAUUCUCGAUUAUUACUCCAUCUGAUCCUGAAGCACGGGGUGCGCAGCUGAGUGUGCUAUUGAAACCCGGGCUUCUCGACAGCGUAUUUAGUCAUCUCGUUGACAAUGGUGUUAUCCUGGAUGAAAGAAAACCUGAUGUCAUCCGUGUCGCCCCAGCACCACUAUACAACACAUUCACAGAUGUGUGGGAUUUUGUUCAGAUUUUCUUUGAUGCCUGCCGCAAGGCAGCUCAGGAAAAGGAUACAACAAGUUAGGUUGAAAGUAUGUACAUAUAGUCCAUUGGCUGUUCAAAGCGAAGUACAGUCCAAAUUCCUUUAAGGGGGAACCUUUAUUGACUGGGUGCUGGUCUACUUCAAAUGUUAUUUUCUAAUAAGUUUCCUGUAUGUUAGGCCACGGAUAACCAUGAGGUGUUGGUGUUAUAAUUCCACCAUUAGAAGCCAUUGAGGGAAACUGAUCAGUCUCAUCUAUUCUCCAGAUCAGAGGUUAUCCGAGAAGGAUUGGUUGUCCUAGUUUCUUACGGAGCUAGCUUGGUUAUCAUCAAAAACAAAAAAAAAGAAAAAAAAAGGAAAAAAAAAA